Echinostoma caproni is the source of this 501-nucleotide messenger RNA. NCBI's taxonomy places the organism in Eukaryota, Metazoa, Platyhelminthes, Trematoda, Plagiorchiida, Echinostomatidae. The record is from the annotation of a GenBank genome assembly.
ACAAAUGAUUUCCUUUUUUUGCAGUUCAUUUUUCUACAUGGUCUGGGCGACUCUGGGUAUGACAUAUACAACUUGCACAUCGACUCUAAACAGGAUGAGAAAGGGAUAAUAGAAGCUUCUUUUGUUGCAGCUGAAAUAAGCAAUGGCAUUCCAUCAAAGCGAAUAGUGAUUGGCGGUUUUUCUCAAGGUGGCUCCGUAGCCCUGUAUCACGCUGUAACGGCAAAUCGUACAUACGGGGGCGUAGUCGCACUUAGCUCAUGGCUCCCACUUCACUCCAAUCCAUUCUAUUCAGCUCAUUCAAAUCCCCAAGGAUACGUUCUCAAGGGAUUUCAUCUGACCAAUUGCGAUUUCUGUACCUACAAUAAUAUGGGUCAUUCAUCAUGUGAUCAGGUAAUUGUAUCCUAUCUGUAUUUUUGCUACGUUUCACGUCCGCUCUUCCGAUCGUUACUUGUUAUGCUAAUGUUCCUCCCAAUUAUUUUCCUCUCUCCAGGAAAUGAAUGA